ACCGGCAAUGUUUACAUUUAGUUCAAUACGCGGUGUUGGCGCAGUUCUUAACAAUUCGGUAAACAUGGAUAGCUUGCAAUCGAUUAAUACCAAAUUAACGUUGCAAUCAGCAGCAGUGCAGCUUGAGAAGAUUUUAAAAAUAUCUCAAAAAUCAAAAACGAUCAAUCGGACGGUAACCGAUAGUGAAAUCGAACUGUUAAAACAACUCUGCAAAUCGAACAACAUUCGAAUAUGCCAGCUGGCGAAUGAAGCAAUAUUGCAUCUUACCGCGGACGGUUAUGCGGAACUUGGACAAGUGCUAGGAAUACUCAUGACCCUGGUACCACAAACCAAUGCCGGACAGUUCACCGUGCUCAGUGGAACAAUUUACGAAUUGCUGUUGCUGGAUCUACGCCGGCGUUGUUUGAAUGCAGGACGUCAACGUAGCUAUGUGUGUCAAUUCGACAUAAAACCACCUCAGCAUCCGGUAAUUGUUCUCAUCGAUAAAUCCACCGUAGGAUGUACUGGAACUAUCACCGAUCUUAUUCUACAAACAUUGGAUCACCCGGAUGAUGUGAUCCGUACAAAUAGUAUCGAAUUUUUGCGACCCGUCCUCUUGCAUCUUUUCGUCAACGUGUGCCUUUACGCUGAUUACCAAGCGCUGUGGAAGCUUCUUAUAGAAAGAUCUUUGCAAGAUCCCGAAGCAAAGUUGAUCGUUUUUGAGAUUCUGGCAUGGUGUAGGACUACGACAUCACAACAAACACGUUUCACGGUUAGCCUUUUGACGGAUGCCUUGGAAAUAGUUCUACAUGGGAAUCAUAGUGACAUGAAGCUGCAACUAAAGAUCGCUUUUUACUUAGCAGCCGUCCUAAAGGAUUACAUACAAUACAAUUAUGAUCCAAGUAGAUGCUUCAAUUUGUUGCAAACAGUCAGCAACAUUGCAAUGCAGUGCGAUCCUCCCCCGAAACUAGACGUACUGCUCACGAUUGCCGCAGAUAUGCUAUCGAUCGUAUCACCACUAAAGUUGUAUGAACUAUUGAAGAUAAUCCAAACCAUCCUUCCAAUUUGUGGGCGAAUUAGCUGCAUGCUGACUAAAGAGGCCAUGAUACAAUUAUUAGGUCAGCCAUCGUACACAACGAAACAUCUGGCACUUUGUGAUAAAAUUCUAAGAUAUAUUGAAAAACACCAGUUGGCAACAGAAUCCAACGAGGUAACGAAUAUCGAAUGCGAUGCCACAGGAACGAUGUACUUUCAUGCCGAAUUAGCAAAGUGGAUGAUUCUUUGCCACUGGUGGAAUUCUUUUGCUUCAGCCACCGAAGACUAUCUUCUGCGGGGUGGACCAUCGAGCAUUAGAUUUUCGAACAUUUUAAGUCAAUUUCACAGGUCAAUCUUUCUCUCAACUUCGCACGAGGAGGACGUUUGGAAGCAAAAUUUUGAACAUUUGGUUAAACUGAUGAAGCACAGUGAAGUGCAGGUGGCACAAAGUAUGGUUCCACUGCUUUACGCAUUAGCCCAACACAAAGAUGCUAAGCGAAGAUUACAUGUGCUGCAAACGGUGGCAUCAAUGGGUGCAAAGGAAAAUUUGAUCGGUAUAUUGAAAGCUCUUACAAAAGAUCUGGAUCGUGCCCUUUGCUUAGAUUUAUAUCUGAGAUUAUGGAAAUCGGAACCGCGAACAUAUCCACUGUUGUACGAUCUGCUAAAAGAUACUAGCCGACAUGCCAGUGAAGAUCGCUGGGAACUCACGGUUGCUCGUGCAUAUACCAUUCGAGAAGUAUGUCUUAUAAACCCUCAACAGCACGGAGAGGAUUUGGUGAACCUUUUUUCGGAGGUCCUGAGCAAUCCUAACAACAGCGAAAACGAAGUGGCUAUCUGUCUAUCGCUUGAUGCAAUCUCAAGCUUGUGUAAAAACCAUGUCGUGGACAUCGUGUCAACCUGGAAGGUUUUAGGAUUCCGUUUCGCAAACGAACGUCGCCCAAAGGUUAUAAAAAGCUUGUGCCAGUUUUUUGCCAACGUGCCGCUUAUAAAAAUUACCACACCAGAACAGGAACGAUUGGUAAAUCACAUCAUCGCUACACUAUGGCACUACGUCACCGAUUACGAAGAUCGUGAAAUCAUAGAGGCAGCUUUGGGUACGCUGAAACAUUUCCACCCGGAUACGCUAACGCUUCGGCAGAUACCUGAAGUGUUUCGGCAAGGUAUAGUACUUCCGGAACCGGGUGAAGAUUGCAUUUCGAUAGCCGAUAGUGCGGGUUCCAUAUUGCCGGAAUGUUGGAUACAGCUUCUUCAGUAUACUAAUCACUGCGCCAUCGAAGCGGUCGGUGAUCUGCUAGGCCAUUAUAUCACCCACGAAAUUGAAAGCUACCGUGGUGGUAUCUAUCAAACUCCUGCUGGCCGUCCCGAACCGUCUAAUUUAAAGUAUCUGCCAAGGGCAAGCAUUUUGUCGACGAUAGUAAAUCACCUGAUAUUGCAGAGCACAAAAUUUACGAAAGACGAAAGCACUGCUGAACUAGUGUUGGUUCAAAUGCUUCGCAUUGUUGCAAAACCUUACUCCAAGCCAAUUCCACCGCUAAACUGGUGCUUUUUACAUGAAUAUUUUCAUCACUGUUUUGAAAUGCGCGAUGCUUGCCUGCAGAUAGCGAUCAAACAAAUGCCGCUCUCCGGAACCGCUAAGAGGUUGGUGGAAAAUUAUUUGAAUGAAUUGUGCGAAACGAUUAUGCUGGAAGAGGAUCUACUAAAAAUCUAUACCUUGAUCGCGGAUAUCACCGAGGGAGUACAAACGGACAUCUAUAAGCGAUUUGUUCAUCUGUCGCUACAGUACCUGGCCGAACGAGCAGAGGACAAACAGUUUGCGGAUAAUACACCAUUAAUACAGGCGAUGGCGCUGAUCGCAAACGCGCUGCAGAGAAAAAAGAAGUAUGAAAAUGAAGACAAUUUUUAUCAUCUCUGUAUGACGCUGGAAAACUUUUUCAUGCGUUUCGAUCUAGACUCAGAGGUAUUCAAAAAAUAUAUCGAGGUAGUGGUACAUCUUCCCGAGCAACAUUUAGCUGACUUGCUUAAACCGAGCACCUGGACUGGAGAUAUAAAUGUGAAAAAGUUGGAAAAAACGAUUUAUCUCCAGUUAGCCUUCCGUCAAUAUAAUCCCGCAGCCAAGUCGUUGCAUUUUUCAGGUCUUUCCGAUAUAAUAGCUACGGUUGCAAAAUAUUCCCAUGUAGAUGUUUCAUUGGGUGCAUUCUUUUUGCAAAAAUGGUUUAACUUUGUCGAAUUGUUUGUUCGCGACGAUGUAGAUCAAUCAGAUGAAAAAGCUCUGAUUGGUUUUAUCGUUGAACUGGUUGGCCUGAUCCAGUGCACUCUAAAGGUGACGGAAGAUCGUAUGGAGCAGAACUCUCUUUUUAUGUUGGAUGUAAUGAUGACUGCAGUGAUUAGUUUCUCUGGUUAUGGCGGAUUAUAUGGAGCAAAAAUGCUAGCGAACGAUAAAUUGUUACGCUUGACACAAUUCCCUCUUGCACUGGUUACCGUAUUCGAACAAAAUGCUUGGCGUGAAAUCGAGAUAAAGAUCUACGAAUUCCUCAGUCAUCUGUAUGGUAUUGCGUCGCUGCCCAACGACUACGCAAAUUGUCUGCGAGAUGCGCUGAUAUGUUGUAAAAAACAACCGUAUUUCCAGCAAACCAAAACAUUGUCCAAAUUCAUCACUUUGAGACGACAAACAUGAGAAAGCACGAACUAUUUUAUUAAGCGUAGAGUUUAUUACCAGCGCAUAUUUUGUUUUUUAAUGAAUAAAUUGAAUUCAUUGAGACA
Molecule: messenger RNA, 3774 nt
Organism: Anopheles funestus (African malaria mosquito)
Lineage: Eukaryota; Metazoa; Arthropoda; Insecta; Diptera; Culicidae
Product: focadhesin
Exons: 4
Coding region: 8-3688 (1226 amino acids)
Biological process (GO): regulation of post-transcriptional gene silencing
Source: RefSeq, a predicted model, not a curated record